AUGUGGCUGGUGGUGGCCAAAGGUGGCUCGUGGUGGCCCAAGGUGGCUCGUGGUGGCCCAAGGUUGCUGGUGGUGGCCCAAGGUGGCUGGUGGUGGCCCAACUCUCUAUUAAGUACCCUUUACCGCUGGCAGGAGAUAUCAGCCCGGAGGAUGGAGAUCAUUCAGACAGCCAUCGAACAUCAGAUCAGCAGGGAGGGUGACUACAUCUUCUGUCUGGACGUGGACAGCAAGUUCCACGCUCGCUGGGGGGCCGAGUCUCUGGGCAGGCUGGUUGCUGUGAUUCACCCAUGGUUUUACCAGGCGACCCGUGACCUCUUCACAUAUGAACGGCGCCCAGCCUCGACAGCCUACAUCCCCAUGGAUGAGGGAGACUACUACUACGCCGGGGCUGUGUUCGGAGGGUCCGUGGAGGAUGUGUACACACUAACAAAGGUUUGUCGGAACCAGCUUGAAGAGGACGCGAGGAAUUCCAUCGAGGCUGCCUGGCAGGAGGAGAGUCACCUCAACAGGUACCUGCUUUACAACAAGCCCAGCAAGCUGUUGUCUCCAGAGUACCAGUGGGAUGACAAGAAGACCAAAACCAAUGAGGUCAAAGUCAUUCGCUUCUCUUCUGUCAUUAAAAACUAUGCUGAAAUUCGUCCCAAUGUAUAGGACUAGGAAUUGGAUAUUCGACCGGCCGAAAAAAUACUUUAUUGAUGAUGGUUAAUUUCAGGUAUUGCUUCACUGAGGUUUGGGUUAAGGUUAGGGAAAGGCAUAAAAUGUCACAUUGGGUAUACAGAUGUCUGGCGCCAUUCAUUUUCUGUUGGUGAAAUAUAUACACUGACAUAAAACUACUAUUUUAAAUGUAUUGUAUAUCAGUCACUGUUGUAGUUUGGGGAUAAUAACGUUCUUCACUUAUAGGAAAAUAUAUAUAUUUUAUAACCUCAUUCAUCCUGUAUUCUGUAGAUUAUCUAUUGUGUAUGUUGAUUACUGGGAAAAAUCUAAAAUGUUUUUUUUUUAAAUACGAUUAUGUGUAUUUUUCUUGAAAUAAAUAUUUAACCGCU
This is a messenger RNA of Salmo salar (Atlantic salmon), 1043 nucleotides long. Its product is annotated as globoside alpha-1,3-N-acetylgalactosaminyltransferase 1. Gene Ontology annotation, biological process: carbohydrate metabolic process. The record is from RefSeq and is a predicted model, not a curated record. Gene Ontology annotation, cellular component: Golgi apparatus; vesicle; membrane. Lineage: Eukaryota; Metazoa; Chordata; Actinopteri; Salmoniformes; Salmonidae. Gene Ontology annotation, molecular function: hexosyltransferase activity.